This is a messenger RNA of Mesocestoides corti, 477 nucleotides long. The record is from the annotation of a GenBank genome assembly. Lineage: Eukaryota; Metazoa; Platyhelminthes; Cestoda; Cyclophyllidea; Mesocestoididae.
AUGUCACAAAUAAAGAAGUACGACAUAACAAAUUCGCUGGAUCAGUCCGGGCUCGACUUGUGCCUGAGGCUCAGGGGAGAACUUGACCGGCUAGUGGGCGGAUGGUUGACGGGACUCACACGCGUCUUUAGCCUCCUCCACCGCAGUGACUACUUAAAUACCUCUUCAGUUGAGGCGUCUCUUCAAUGCCUUCUUAUCUCCUCGGAGAAUCUGACGCUCACACUCGCCAAACUCCUGAUAUAUGGUCUGGCGAGUCAUUUUCCCACCGGAAGCAUAUACACUUUUGCCAAAAAAGAUAGAAGCGCAUGUUUUGAACAAAUAACCUCAAGGUUCGGAGAAAGGGCUGUCUACAUCCUAAUAGGAAACACUCCUGAGGAAAAGGAUUCAGCCGCACAGCUGAAAUGGCCCUUCUGGUGUCUUGCAGGGCAUUCGGACCUACACAAUCUCGUUUUUUCUAUUGAGAUGGGAUUUCUGUGA